UAGUCCGUCAUCAUCCGUUGUCAGUGCUUUUCGUCGUCGGGCUGAUCUCCGCGUCGUGACCGUCGUUAUUAUUGCGACGCGGUGUCGCGAUAAUAUUCCUUCGCGGGUUUCUUCGCGAUCGAGCGCACGAUUCUAAUUGAAUAACUAUCAGAAGUAUCGAUAAACGGGACGAAAGAACGUCGAUAGAGAGAGAGAGAGAAAGAGAGAGAGGGAAAGUGUCGCGCGGCAAAUACCGUUGAAAAAUCCCGAAACUUGUAUCGGCGCUCGCUCGUGGUGCCACUCGCCACCGUGCGACCAAUAAAUUCUCAUUUUACGACGACGUUAAUCUCGUCCUCGUGCGUAAACUUCCGCGUGCGACGACGUUCCCGUGGACCGCCGCGCCGCUCCCGUGUGACCGAGCAUACGUACGGCCACGCACGGAACACGUAGAAGGAAGUUGCUAAUCAACGUGGACCUUCGUGUGCUGAGCAGGCACGAUGUCGAAAAAUUCAAGUUCCUGGCGGGCCAGCCCCGGCAGACUGGAGGCCCUGUUGGUGCUGAGCCUGUUCCUGCUUCUUGUCUUGCAGCCGGAUCCUUGCCGCAGCUCACCGUCCCACCGUAGGCAUCACGAGCAUGAGCUGCACGCCGCACAGGAGACGUCGUCAGACGCUAGGAGUUCCAGGUCGAGUGAGGAGCUUCCACGACCGGCUGCUGUUACCGGCCACCCUGACGACCCGCUAGUAGUGCACACCAGAAAUGGCAUGAUCCGCGGCAAGUCCAUGGUCGCGACAACCGGCAAGCGCGUCGACACCUGGUUUGGCAUUCCCUACGCCCAGAAACCCAUCGGUCCGCUGAGAUUUCGCCACCCGCGGCCGGUCGAGCGCUGGUCGGGCGUGCUGAACGCGACCACUCUGCCGAACAGUUGCGUCCAAAUUUUCGACACGGUAUUCGGCGACUUCCCCGGCGCCACUAUGUGGAACCCGAACACACCGCUGAACGAGGACUGCCUGUACGUAAACGUGGUGGUGCCGUAUCCCAGGCCUAAGAGUGCCGCUGUCAUGGUAUGGAUAUUCGGUGGCGGUUUCUACUCCGGCUCGGCUACCCUCGACGUGUACGACCACAAGACUCUAGUAUCGGAAGAGAAUGUGAUCUUGGUGUCAAUGCAAUAUCGCGUGGCCAGUCUUGGCUUCCUAUACUUCGGCACGUCUGACGUCCCCGGUAAUGCUGGUCUCUUUGACCAAAUGAUGGCCCUGCAAUGGGUGCGCGACAACAUCGCCGCGUUCGGUGGCAACCCCGAGAACGUGACGCUCUUCGGCGAGAGCGCUGGCGCGGUUUCCGUCUCCAUGCAUCUUCUCUCUCCACUGUCCAGGCACCUCUUCAACCAAGCUAUCAUGCAGUCGGGCUCGCCGACCGCGCCGUGGGCGAUAAUCUCGCGCGAAGAAUCGAUUGUGCGCGGCAUCCGGUUGGCCGAGGCGGUCGGUUGUCCGCACAAUCGCCACAAUCUGCGCGAGGUGAUCGACUGUUUAUUGACGAAGGACGCGGAGGACCUGGUGAAGAACGAAUGGGGCACUCUCGGGAUCUGCGAGUUCCCGUUCGUACCGGUGAUCGACGGUGCGUUCCUUGAUGAAACGCCCCAACGCUCCCUCGUCACAUCGUCCUUCAAGAAGACCAACAUCCUGAUGGGCUCCAACACCGAAGAGGGCUUCUACUUCAUCAUCUAUUACCUGACGGAGCUGUUCCGCAUCGACGGCGCCGAGGAUGUAAAGGUGACACGCGAUCAAUUCAUCAGCGCCGUCUCCGAACUGAAUCCCUACGUGAAUCAAAUUGGCCGUAACGCAAUCAUCUAUGAGUAUAGCAACUGGCUGCAUCCGGACGAUCCGCACGCAAAUCGCGACGCCCUCGACAAGAUCGUCGGCGAUUACCAAUUCACCUGCAACGUCAACGAAUUCGCCGGCCGUUAUGCCGAUAGUAGUACUGUCUACAUGUACUACUAUAAGCAUAGAUCCAGGAAUAAUCCAUGGCCGCGAUGGACCGGAGUCAUGCAUGCCGACGAGAUAAGCUACAUCUUCGGAGAACCGCUAGAUUCAUCUAAGGGCUACACGCACGAAGAGGUGCAGCUCUCAAAGAGGAUGAUGAGAUAUUGGGCGAACUUCGCGAAAACGGGGGAUCCGAACAUUGGCGAGAGCGGGGAACUGACUCUGGCUUACUGGCCGCCGCACACCGCUGCCAAUAAAGAGUACCUGACCUUGGACCUCAACAAUACAGAGAUCGGCAGCGGUCCCAGAGUGAGACAGUGCACUUUCUGGAAGAAGUAUCUGCCUCAGCUGCUCGCCGCUACGUCAAAACUGGAUGCCGGGUCCAAAGAGACAUGCGGCAGUAUGAGCCUCGCUGACUCCGGUGCGACUCGGAUACUCCUGAUCUUGAGCCUGUUAUUGACUGGCCUCACUACUCUGCCUCACAUUCAGCACGACGUCAGAGGUAUCGUUUAGCUCCUGGUUGCCGCCGCCGCCGCCGCUGGAUCGGUGGUCGGCCGUCGAGCCGCCGUCCUAGCCCCGUCGAGCAGCAGAAGCGUCAGCAUCGGCAUUGGCAUCAGCAUCAGCAGCAGCAACAGCAGGGACCCCGGGGGUCCAGAGUGGCUCGAGCUGCUCCACACUGCGUAAAGUCGCGCGCGAGUAAAUCCCGCCUGAGAGAACCGAACAGCAGAUCAGCUUUUCAUGAUCUCUUUCCUCGCGCGCGGCAAAAGACCGGCGGGACUGAUCGAUCGGAAGUGUCGUGACUUACGCGCGCGACUCUCCUUCUGUUCGCUGAAGUUGCGAUCUCCUCCUCGCUCGGUCCUCGCUCGCAACGAAAAAGGAACGCGUAGCCGACGCGCUAUGGAUAGAAUAUUUCCAGGAGGGCUGCUCGCUCUAUUGAUUUUUAUUUUCGCUUUCGCAAAAUCGUCGUUGGAUUGUCGGCGGUCGCGCGCCAGCGGGCCACAAAAACGAAAAAGAACCCUACUGACAUUCUGCCGCGUGUCCCGACAAAGAACGCGCGAGUAGGAUCCGAGGGAACAAUUCCAUUCUCCCCCAUCCCCGGGAAUCGUAUCCCCGGGGUCCCUUGGGCCCAUGUCUCUAGCUAACUAGCUAACUAAGUUAUAUAACACAAGCACCGUUACAACGUAAGUAGAUAUGUAAAAAGGAGAGAAAGAGAGAAAAAAAGAGGGAGAAAAAGAGAAAGAUUGAGCGGGAGAAAGGAGAGUUACUUGCUAGUUUACAGUAAGACAUAAGAAAAAACCGUUAUCACAUAAGGCAAAUGGCAAAAAGAGGAAACAAAAAAAAAACAGAAAAAAGUUAUAAAACGAUUUAUCAGAAGUCUCUACAAAGGACUCUAAACGAUUAUAAUCCCACGCAAUAAUUACAAUAAAGAUAAUGAGAAAUAAUAAUGAUAUUAACGAUAACGGUAAUUAAAAUUAACGAUAAUGAAUAAAUAUAGCAGCACGUGAUAACGGUACUAUUAUUAGGAAUAAUAAUAAUGACAAUUAUAAGUAAAUCAAACAAUCGAUUUCGAAACUAUAGGGAUAGAAAUGACCAUGCGUAACGCGGGGGGGGGGGGGGGAAGACGAAUGCCAACGGAAACAAGAAAAGGAAAGGAGGACAGGAGGCGAAAGAGAUACGGACAAUCCACACUUUCUACGGGAGAAAAACUAAAGAAGGGAAGAAAAUGAACUCGUCGAGCAAACAGAGGAGGCGUAAAAGGAGACGAGAUUCCUCACGCGAUUGAUCUUCAGGCAGAGAGGUAAGACCCUUAAGACAGUUUAUCGAUGUGUUUUCGAUGAAGGAGAAGGAGCGCAAACUUUCGAUCGGCUGACUCGCAAAUACGAAUUACAGAGUCGCCAUUCUUCUCUCUCUCUCUCUCUCUCUCUCUCUCUCUCUCUCUCUCUGUAUCUUCAAGGUGCGUCAAGGUGAGGGGAGAUCAGGCCCCUUUCAACUUUUAAUCUCGAAGCGAUACUGUCUGAAAGAAAUACCCGCAUAGAAAUUUCUUUUGGAUCUAAUUGGGAUCCAGUCCGAUUUCCCAAAAUAAUUAUGGAUUCUAGCGAUAGCGAUAGCGACAGCGACAAAGUUGCCGACAAAGCUACAGUUUAAAUAAGUAAAAACUAUUACGGUUGUUAUCGCAUAUUUUGAGUUGUGUGUAUCAAGGGAAUACCCGUAGAGAGGAUUAACCCGCGCAAUUCUUUGGCCUUAAGACCCGAGUUCUUAACAUCGCAGCCAUUUAUACACAGUUACACACACAUGUACACACAUAUACACAUUUCCGAAUUUGUGAAGCAGCAUGUGAACUGCUGCUGCCUGGUUACCCGGGCUUCGCCCGGGAGU
This is a messenger RNA of Temnothorax curvispinosus, 4331 nucleotides long. Its product is annotated as acetylcholinesterase-like. Gene Ontology annotation, biological process: choline metabolic process; acetylcholine catabolic process. Gene Ontology annotation, molecular function: acetylcholinesterase activity. The record is from RefSeq and is a predicted model, not a curated record. Gene Ontology annotation, cellular component: plasma membrane. The transcript has 9 exons. NCBI's taxonomy places the organism in Eukaryota, Metazoa, Arthropoda, Insecta, Hymenoptera, Formicidae. The coding region runs from base 477 to 2468 and encodes 663 amino acids.